UGUGUUUUUUUCAUAUUUCACAUAUAGUCCUCACUUUUUCUGAAUUAGAUGUUUUCUCCUUAUAGUUUAUAAGUUGGUGACUUUGGUACUCCCUAGCGUGGAUGGAUGCUAGUUUGUUGUAUUAAGUGGAUAUAAAAUAACGAAAUUGGUUGCACACCAACACGAACAUCAUUUGAAGAAGCAUUGUCCAGGUAAAAGAAAUAACUUCUUCUCAAUUUCCCAACUUUUUAGCAAAUUACUAAUUUUUUUCAGCUAAAGCAUUACCGGUGUACGGAGAAGGCAUGUAAGACAUUUUUUUUUUCAGAAAAGCUAUUUAUGACAUGGCUAUCUAGGUAUAACUAGGGGCAUGAAAAAAUAAUCUGAAUCGCAAACCAAACCCGAGUUUUCCGACGACUUUAGACGCACAUCUAAGCAUAACCUUGUUGGUCCUUAAACUAUUUACUUCAUCAAGUUAACACACAUCUAAACACCCUCUAGCAAGCCUUAAGUAGUUGGAACUCAAACAGAGUUAUUUAACCGUUUAAAAUCCUUAUGGGUAUUACUAAUGUCUAGCUCUGCGCGUUCUAUUUUGUUUAGUCCAGAACUGUAUAUCUCUUGAUGCCUUUUUAUAUGAUCUAAGAAAGUGAUAUGGUGUAUAUGUGAUAAACAUAUCUUGGCAUUGUAUUUGUUUUAUGAAGGAAAAUAUAAUGGUCAUACAAGCUUUCACACAAGUUAGUUGUCUACAUACUCAUCUUUGUUCUUAAUGACAUAUUUAGUUUCUUGUAAAGUCAUGUGUUCAUUCUCCUUUUUGUUAGAGCCUUAGAGGGUGGGAUAGUCAAAGAAGCCUAACUACCCAGAUCGAUUAUUUGGUUGUUAGUUAAAUAAACUAUUUCAUAACCUCUUAUAUCAACCUCAUAAAACGGAUGUGAAAGUAAGGUAUUCAAACACUCAACUUCAUUCGAUGGGACGGAUUGUUGCAGCCUCCCUUACAUAACUAUAACGCGUCCUCCUUAGUCCUACAUACCCAAAAUCACAACACCUACAGGGAUACUACUCUUAACACCUUUUGUAACAUCCCAAUCCUCAAGCAGUAGUUUGUUGUCCCAACAACCAUCUAAUUAACAAAUACGGUGGUUGUUAUAGAUUGUUUUACCUUUUUUAAUAAAUAUAAAGCACAAAUAUUCAACCAACAUUGAAUAUUUUACUCCCGCGUGAAUUGAUAUAGAACGUGACAAUAGUAAUAAAGACAUUCUCGAAGACGCGUUUUCAAAUAGUUUUAUAAAAUAUUAACUUAAUUUGGUAGAGCUUCUAAGGUCUUAAAAUUUCCUUAAAUGCGGUAUUAAUUCGUUGACCAUUUUAAUGUUUUUGAUAUCUUUUCCAAUAUCUAGAAUAUAAGAUAUAAUCAUAUACAUGUGUAUAUAUAUGGGUGUGUAUGUAUUUCUGUUGUUCACCAAACAACAUGACUCGCUCAAUGGUUAUGUACCAGUUCAUUGAGGAUGAACGCGUCAGGAAUGUAACCAUGAGGAAGAGGAAGGCGAGUCUAAUGAAGAAGAUGAAUGAGUUGAAGAUUUUGUGUGAUGUUGAUGCAUGUCUUGUGAUGUAUGAAACUGACGACAGUCCACCUGAUGUUUGGCCAUCUCCUUCUGAAGCGCAUCGCGUGAUUCAAAAGUUUAAUAAAUCGCCAAUGUGGAGUUCUAAUGCCUUACAAGAUCACUCAGCUUAUCUUCAAAAACAAAUAGCCAAAAUGAAGAAACAGUUGGCAAAGGAAAAGGAGAAGAACAUGAAACAUUUAAUGGUGAAAUGUUUGUUUGAUGAGAACGCACUCAGGGAGGUCAACAAUCAAGAGGUUUUGGAUGGUGUGCGUUCUGCGAUUGACAGUGAGAUUGAAGCAAUUGAUGACAUGAUUAAGGAAGCUCAAGAGAAGGCCAAGAAAAAGAUGGUUUUUAGAACCUUCUUUUAAGAAUAUGUGAUCUGUAUGCGAUCAAAUCGCUAUGUUCUACCUGAAUAAAAUGUCCUUUUUCUCUUAUUUAUCAUCAAUUAAAUAAAAUGGCCUUUUUCUCUUAUUUAUCAUAAAUUAUGUUUGGAUUUUGUUUUCAUGUUUUUUUACUUAAUUUCCCUUGGAAACUGCAAGCUGCAUAAAGAACAAGACUGUUUUCAUGGAUUUUUUCCUUUUCAUGUUUUAUGUCAGUUU
Messenger RNA from Helianthus annuus (common sunflower), 2170 nucleotides. Its product is annotated as agamous-like MADS-box protein AGL80. The record is from RefSeq and is a predicted model, not a curated record. The transcript has a single exon. Gene Ontology annotation, molecular function: DNA-binding transcription factor activity, RNA polymerase II-specific; protein dimerization activity; RNA polymerase II cis-regulatory region sequence-specific DNA binding. Gene Ontology annotation, biological process: positive regulation of transcription by RNA polymerase II. The coding region runs from base 1412 to 1939 and encodes 175 amino acids. NCBI's taxonomy places the organism in Eukaryota, Viridiplantae, Streptophyta, Magnoliopsida, Asterales, Asteraceae.